Physella acuta is the source of this 2223-nucleotide messenger RNA. Its product is annotated as metabotropic glutamate receptor 1-like. Gene Ontology annotation, molecular function: G protein-coupled receptor activity. Lineage: Eukaryota; Metazoa; Mollusca; Gastropoda; Physidae. Gene Ontology annotation, biological process: G protein-coupled receptor signaling pathway. Gene Ontology annotation, cellular component: membrane. The record is from RefSeq and is a predicted model, not a curated record.
AUGCUUUAUAUAUUUCUACUUGUGAUAUUUGGGCUAACUUUGUUAUUACCAUAUACGGAUACUAACAGCGAAGUGAAAAUCCCAGGAUUAAAUUCUGAAGUCUACGCUCUGGAGGGAGAUAUCAAUAUCGGUGCCUUGUAUAGCAUUACAGACUUCCCUGUAGGGCAGGCCAUGUGUACAAAAAAACUUAGACCGGAGUCAUGGGUCAUCGAGUUCGUAGAAGCGACCAUGUUCGCUGUUAGGAUGGUGAAUGAAAACCCGGAUAUCUUACCUAAUAUUUCUUUAGGGAUAUACAUCGUCGACUAUUGCCGAACACCGAACACGGCAUUAGCCAAAUCGUUGUCGUUUCUGCCUGCUGAAGAAGGCUGUAAUGGAAAUAUAAACUCUACGUCGUUAACAGUUAACGAAUCACGAAUCGAUCAUUACGAUGUGGUUGGUGUGAUAGGAACUUUUUCCAGCGCCGCUACUGUCUUGGUGUCGUAUCUCUACGCCGUGGCGCAACUUCCUCUCGUCAGCUUCACAGCAACUUCUGACGAGCUAAGCAACAAGGAUAAUCACCCUUAUUUCCUGAGAGUAGUCCCCCCUGACGUACAUCAGGUCAAGGCCAUGCUUAAAUUUAUAUCAGACAACGGUUGGUCUUUUAUCUCCAUCGGGUACGAGGAAGGAUCCUACGGAGAAAAGGCUUUAGAUAACGUCAAGCUUUUCGCAGAUAAGUACGGAAUUUGUCUGGCAACGACACAAAAACUCAACUCCAGAACCAACUUCGACGCUGUGGUCACGGAACUGCUGCGAUAUCCUAGAGCCAGAGUGGUUAUCUUAUUCACUGGCGCCACCACAGCUACUGGCGUCAUGCUGGCAGCCACAGCUCAGAACAUUCUCGGUCAUUUUAUCUGGAUCGGUAGCGACGGGCUCAGUGAUAAACUCAUCUACAGAACAGAACUGGCCCCGCAACUUAUUGAAAAUAACGUCAUAUCCGGGUUAUAUUCCAACGAACAGCCACCAGCCUCCGUCUGCAGUCACCCGUGCACUUUUCGGGAAUAUUCCGUGCCCAAAGAGAUCAUCUGCUGCUGGGAGUGUCGCACGUGCCACAGCAACGAAAUCGUCGUCAGCAACCGCACGAGCUGUGACACCUGCGACACGUUCACCUGGCCAGACGAAGCUUCCAACUACACCACUUGUAUUCCAAUCCCACUCACGUUCUCCACGCCAUCCGACACGCUGUCCCUCAUUCAAAUCUGUAUGGCGAUCGGCGCUAUCUUAGCCCAAUGUCUUGUCGUGGCCGCCUACUUCAUCUAUCGCGAGAACCGCGUCAUCAAGGCCGCUAGCAGAGAGCUCAGCAUUCUACAAAUGGCUGGAAUCUUCCUGGGCUACGUCACGGUCAUCGUGUUCCAGACGAGACCGACCCCGGAGACUUGCAGCGCCCUCUACUUCAUGUUCUGCAUGAGCUUCGCCUGGCUGUACUCACCCUUGAUUGUGAAGACUGUCAGGAUUUUUAGAAUCUUCGAGAGCAGCGCCAAGUAUAACCGGCGCCCCCCGUUUGUUAGUCCGCAGUCGCAGAUUAUAUUCGCCUCCGUCUUGAUAUUUUUACAGGUAAAUUAUAUGAUUAAUGUAAUUAUAUCAGGAUAUACAAUCUCAGUAAAUAGUAAGCUCAUAGUUAGCCCACUGACGCAGAUUAUAUUCGCCUCCGUCUUGAUAGUUUUACAGAUAUUUAUCUGCCUGUGUGUUUAUGUCACGUUCAAGCCAACAGCCAAGAAAAGACAACCCGUGGCCACCGAAAAACUUGUAGAACUCUCCUGUGACUUGACCCUACCUGGCCUCGUUUCAUUCCUCGCCUACAACCUCGUUCUCGUCACGCUCUGCUCCAUCUUCGCCUUCAAAACCCGGAAGCUCCCGGAAAACUUUAACGAAUCAAAAUUCAUCUCAAUGUGCGUCUUCACGACACUGGUCAUCUGGCUGUCGUUCAUCUGCACGUACUUCACGGCCAGCAGGGAGUCGGUCAAGAUUCUGCUGCUGUCGGUGGCGUUGCUGUUGAACCACACGGUGGCGCUGGUGUUCCUUUUCCUGCCCAAGAUCUACGCCGCCGUCUACGUGGACCCUGAGACGUUCGUCAGCACGAACGUCCGGACGUCAGCGGGCCAGACGCCCGCCAAUGUCAUGGCCAUCUCUAACAGGAUAGCACCAACUGUGAGAGUUUCACACAGCAACAACUUUCUGCGAGAAUAG